CACCAGAAGUUAUAUUUGGAAAAGGAUAUACUUUUGCAUCAGAUAUUUAUAGUAUCGGUAUGCUUAUGUGGGAGAUUUCAUCUGGACAACCACCCUUUGCUGGUUUUGAACAUAAUUAUGAUCUUGUGAUGAAAAUAAUGAAUGGACUGAGACCAAAAAUCGUAUCAGAAACUCCAUUGGAAUAUGCAAAUUUAAUGGUACAAUGUUGGAAUGCUCAUCCAUUUAAAAGACCAAAAAUUAAUAUUCUUGAUAAUAAAAUUAAGCAAAUGAGAAAAUUCUCGAUAACUCCAGUAAUUUCUCUUGAUGAAGAACAAUCCCAUGCAACAUUGAAGGUUAAGUUAAGAGAAAAUUUAUCAACUAAUUUGACCCGAAAUAACCCGGGUACCUGA
Funneliformis geosporum is the source of this 389-nucleotide messenger RNA. The record is from the annotation of a GenBank genome assembly. NCBI's taxonomy places the organism in Eukaryota, Fungi, Glomeromycota, Glomeromycetes, Glomerales, Glomeraceae.